Molecule: messenger RNA, 813 nt
Organism: Arachis stenosperma
Lineage: Eukaryota; Viridiplantae; Streptophyta; Magnoliopsida; Fabales; Fabaceae
Exons: 2
Coding region: 1-813 (270 amino acids)
Source: RefSeq, a predicted model, not a curated record
AUGGCAACCAUUGCCGAAGCUCUAUCCCAUUUGACUCUUUCUCCUUCAAACACUCACAAUACCUACCAAGCUUCCACAUCUAGUUUUCUACUCUCUCAACCUCAACCAAAUCCCAAGGGAAGCAUCAAUGCUAUCACCCUCAACGGUCACAAAUUAGAUGAAGUUGUUCUUGAGCCUACAAGUUUGAGCAAGGAAUCCCAUAAUAAAGGAAUGGAAGAAGAAGUGGGCGUGGUUGGAGAUGAGAUGGAGAAUAUUGCAAGAGAAGAGGAGGAUCUAUUGAAGAUCUUCAAGAAUGUGGAAGUUACCGUGUCUUUUUUUCAAGCCAUCCAACAAGUUCUAAAGUACGCCAAAUUCCUAAAGGAUGUUUGCACUCAUAAGGACAAGAUUGGUGAGCUAAACAAAUAUCUGGUGAAUGACACUAUUUCUUCUCUCAUUCCAGAAAAGUAUAAUGAUCCCGGUCCUUAUUUGGUUGGUGGGAUAGAGUUCAUGGAUUGCAUGUGUGAUUUGGGAGCUCGUGUAAGCAUUAUGCCCCUUCCUAUCUAUGAAAAGUUGAACUUGUCACCAUUAAAGAGGUCCAGAGCGAGAUUUGUGUUGACGGACAAGAGUAUUGUGUCGGUUGUAGGAAUUGCGGAGAAUGUAUUGGUCAAUAUUCAAGAGUUGCUUUUUCCGGUAGAUUUUCAAAUUUUGGAGACCCCUCCAAUUGAUUCGGACAAGCCAUCCUCUAUUCUCUUUGGGAGACCAUUUUUGAAGACGUCUCGAUUUAAGUUGAUGCAUUUUCGGGGGCUUACUCGUUUGAAGCUGGUGGGAAAGUAG